This is a messenger RNA of Phlebotomus argentipes, 2569 nucleotides long. It is a transcript of the gene Akt, whose product is annotated as RAC serine/threonine-protein kinase. The transcript has 7 exons. The record is from RefSeq and is a predicted model, not a curated record. NCBI's taxonomy places the organism in Eukaryota, Metazoa, Arthropoda, Insecta, Diptera, Psychodidae. Gene Ontology annotation, biological process: protein phosphorylation. Bases 391 to 1926 code for a protein of 511 amino acids. Gene Ontology annotation, molecular function: ATP binding; protein serine/threonine kinase activity.
GGCGCUGCCAGCGUAUGUCACUUUUGUAGAACAGUUUGGGGUUGUAUAGCUGCCAAAAUCGUGCCGUGAAAAACUCGAUGCAGCAGAAGAAAAAUAGUGUCGUGCGUGCUAAAUGUUUAUCAAUUGUGCUCUGUGAAUUGCAGUGAGUGCCCUGCAGUGUGACACAGGUGGACAAUGUCGACGUGAUUGCCGGAGAAGCGGAGUGAAAGUUGACCUCUGUGUGAAUUUGCUCGAGUUGUGUGUCGCAGUGCCUCCAAUUUUGCCCACUUCUCACCACAAAACCCCCCGGAAGGCUCGACUGUCGGCCAGGAGCCUCGUGACUGGAUGAUGCACAUUGGCGCCGUGUGAGGUGUUUCCAGUGAGUGAGAGUGUGCAAGAACCACGUGAAGGAUGUCUUCGGCCACGUUCAGUGGCGCCCCGCAGGCGAAUGUGGUGAAGGAGGGCUGGCUGUACAAGCGCGGGGAGCACAUCAAGAAUUGGCGAUCGCGAUACUUUGUACUGCGCGACGAUGGCACGCUGAUGGGCUACAAAACGCGGCCCGACACUUCGGCACCCGCGGAGCGUCUCAACAAUUUCACAGUGAAAGAUUGCCAAAUAAUGUCGUUCGAUCGACCAAAGCCCUACACAUUCAUCAUCCGCGGCCUCCAGCUCACCACUAUCAUCGAGAGGAUGUUUCACGUGGAGACGGAUCACGAGCGGCAGGAGUGGGUGGACGCUAUUCGCUACGUGGCGAACAGGCUGCGCGAGCUGGGCGACUCCGCGUCUGCCAGCACAGACAUGAUUGACGUGGACAUGGCUUCGAUAGCCGAGGAUGAGCUGUCGGAGAAGUUCUCAGUGCAGGGAACUUCGUCCGUGAAGGCCAGCGGCAAGAAGAAAGUCACACUGGAAAACUUCGAGUUCCUCAAAGUGCUGGGCAAGGGAACAUUCGGAAAGGUGAUUCUGUGUCGUGAGAAGGCAACAUCCAAGCUGUAUGCGAUAAAGAUUCUGAAGAAGGAAGUCAUCAUACAGAAGGACGAAGUGGCGCACACAUUGACAGAGAACAGAGUUCUUAGAACGACAAACCAUCCCUUCCUAAUUUCCCUCAAAUAUUCAUUUCAAACUGCCGACAGACUCUGCUUUGUGAUGCAGUACGUGAAUGGUGGCGAGCUGUUCUUUCACUUGAGCAGAGAACGUGUCUUCUCCGAGGAUCGAACGCGAUUCUAUGGUGCUGAAAUCAUUUCAGCUCUCGGGUACUUGCAUUCUCAGGGUAUCAUCUAUCGGGACUUAAAGCUGGAGAAUUUGCUCUUGGACAAGGAUGGUCACAUCAAGAUUGCCGACUUUGGCCUCUGCAAGGAGGACAUCACGUAUGGGCGGACGACAAAGACUUUCUGCGGCACGCCAGAGUAUCUGGCGCCCGAAGUGCUGGAGGACAAUGACUACGGACGGGCUGUGGACUGGUGGGGCACAGGUGUGGUAAUGUACGAGAUGAUCUGUGGUCGACUGCCGUUCUACAAUCGCGAUCACGAUGUGCUGUUUGCGCUCAUUCUCAUGGAGGAAGUGAGAUUCCCGCGGAAUAUAUCACAAGAGGCCAGAAGUCUCCUCACUGGCUUCCUCGCCAAGAUCCCAUCGCAAAGGCUGGGCGGUGGUCCUGAUGAUGUGAAGGAGAUCCAGGCUCAUCCCUUCUUUGCCAGCAUCAAUUGGACUGAUUUAGAGCAGAAGAAGAUUCCUCCACCAUUCAAACCUCAAGUGACAAAUGACACGGACACCCGAUACUUUGACUCGGAGUUCACCGGCGAGAGUGUCGAGCUGACGCCUCCGGAUGGGGCAGCGCCACUUGGUUCCAUUCCCGAGGAGCCUUUUCCACAGUUCACGUAUCAAGACAUGGCAUCGACGCUGGGCACUUCUUCUCACAUCAGCAGCUCAGCCAGCCUCACGUCGAUGCAGUGAAUGCCGAGAGAACUCAGGAGACGGACGAGAUUUGAGCGCUUUCUCGUGGGCCGAAUGUAGAGCACCUGUGAGAGUUACCCUCGUGGGCGAAGGAUGGGCCAGACUUGCAGAUAAGGUAACACAAUUUCAACAACAGCAACAAAACAGCAACAGUAGUUGAGCCGGAGAGUGGAGAGAGAGAGAGAGAGAGAGAGGAUUUGCGAGGGCGCCCAGGGCAGGCCAGAGAGUGGGAGGAAAUUCAUCACUUGAUACCACACAGAUGUGAUUCACGAGGGCGUAAACGCCCAGCAUUGUUGAAUUUUCAUCUCUUUUGAGACACAGAAGAUGAUAAAAGGGCCUUGAAUGAGCAAACCAAUAGCCAUUGAAUUGUACAUUUAUCCCUCAAAUUAUUCUUGAGUUUACUGUAAUGGUUUAAUUGUAUAUCGUGUAGUUUGUGGGGGAAAACAAGGGUUGGGAAUUGGGUGUCAGUUGGUGAAUUUGCCACUUCCUGGGCCGCAGCGUUUUUAUCUAAAAUUGUAAUAUUGAGAAAGAGAAAAAAAAGUGAGGGAGUGGAAACCCUUUUUAGGCGUUUAAAUUGGCAAGUAAAAUUAAGGCAGAGAUAAUGCGUAAAUUUAAGAGAAAAAAAAAAGUUUCCCAUCAAAAU